GUUGGAGAGCUGACUGCAUCCCUGCAAAGCUCACUGCAGCAGGUGUCCACUGUCAAUAAGAAGCUAUCACUGAAAGAAGAAGACAUCGAAACGCUUCAGAGUGAGGUGCAGUGCCGGCAGGCCUCCCUGGAGCAGCUGCAGGCAGAGGUGGAGCAGCAGCGAGUGCAGUUGGCGCAGGUGGAGCUGGACAAAGACUCCCAGCUCAGCAGCCUGAGGGAGGAGCUGCUCAGCCAGACUCAGCAUCUCGAUACCUGCCAAGCUCGGAUCUCGUUCUUGGAGGUGGAGGUGGAAACGUUGACAGAGCAGCUCCACAGCCCCGAGGUGUGUGAGGAGGAUCAGAACGGCAGUGUGACGGUGGAUGACCUAGAUCACAUCCACAAGGUCAACAGAGACCUGGAGCAGCAGCUCACUGACAAGAACAGGACCAUCAAGCAGCUGCAGCAGAGACUGGCAGAACUGAAGAGGACGCUGCAGAAGGAACUGAAGCUUAAGCCUGAACCAGAAGCCGAAGGGAAGGAGAAGUUUCCAGAAAGCCGGGCAGAAAAACCAGAGAGGGUUUAUCCAGAGCCGCCACCAGCAUCCACGCUUAGCCCCCCCACCUCCAACACCACGGUGACCAACACCUCCGACCUCAACGACUCACGAGAAAUCAACUUUGAGUAUCUCAAACACGUCGUACUCAAAUUUAUGUCAUGUAGAGAGGCUGAGGCAUUCCAGUUGAUACGCGCUGUGUCUGUGCUGCUGAACUUCUCUCGUGAGGAAGAGGACAUGUUGAAACAAACUCUGGAGUACAAGAUGUCCUGGUUUGGAUCAAAGCCUUCUCUGAAGGGUGCCAUCCGGCCUUCAACGAACUGGAGCUGAGUAGCAGCAGCAAGAAUUGAAGCUGUGGAGAGAAAGAAACCGAAGGAGGGAAACAUCUUUCUGCUCGGGCUCCCAUCACUGAGCAGCUCUAGAUUUAAACUCUGAACAGCCUCUCUAGGUUUUCUGGCUCUGUGAGGGAAGGACUGUUCAUCUGCUCCGGUGGGACAGAGAAGGGCUGCACAGGAUGUUCUUAAUCAAUUGUUGAUUUUUAAAUGACAUUAUUUCCUUCUCAUUGGUUGAGGCCGAUGGACCUGUGGCCAUAUGUUACAGAGAGUAAACUGACACACAUCACUCGUACUGUGGUUCUUAAGUGUCUACAUGAAGUCUGAUUUCUCUUCUGUGACAAACAUCACAGUGAGUUAGCAUGUCAGGACGUGAGAGAGUUUUAGAAGACGUGACAGACUGACUCGACUGUUAUCUUAGAUCAUUUCUACAAUGAUUCACACGACUCUGUUUGUCAGAACAGAAGAACAUUGUGACUUCUUUACUGGACGAGUGGUGCAGCAUUCAUUGCUAACGGUCACAUGGUUAUUCUUUCAGUAUAAAUCACAGAGGGCUUCUCAAUGAGUGUGUCAUUAAACGAUGGGACAGGUUACCCAAGCUGGUUUCAGUACCAGUGAGUUUAUUUAAUAAUACCUGCCAAAUUGACAAAUAGUUCACAUUUCUGUCAAAGGAUCUAAAUGUAUCUACAUUUAGAGAUUGAGGCCCCUCUGCCGAUUUUCUUUCAUCAAAUUGUCAUCACACAUUUUCCUUGCUUGAAAAGUGUACAUCAUUUUAUAUAUUCAUUAUAGAAUUGAAAGGAAUGUGUGCAUCUAUGGUCUGAUGGAAAAUGUAUACAAUUCUUAAAAGACUACUUUACAACUUUAAAAAAAA
This is a messenger RNA of Gymnodraco acuticeps, 1734 nucleotides long. RefSeq names its product golgin subfamily A member 1-like. Gene Ontology annotation, cellular component: Golgi apparatus. NCBI's taxonomy places the organism in Eukaryota, Metazoa, Chordata, Actinopteri, Perciformes, Bathydraconidae. The record is from RefSeq and is a predicted model, not a curated record.